Molecule: messenger RNA, 537 nt
Organism: Glycine soja
Lineage: Eukaryota; Viridiplantae; Streptophyta; Magnoliopsida; Fabales; Fabaceae
Product: glycine-rich protein-like
Exons: 2
Coding region: 47-352 (101 amino acids)
Source: RefSeq, a predicted model, not a curated record
AAACAUACGAACUAGUUUGCAAUUGUUUGACAUUGAGUUAGGAAAAAUGGGUUCCAAGGCUUUGCUCGUUCUUGUUAUGCUCUUGGCUUCUGUCCUCCUUCUUUCAGCGGAAGUUGCAUCCAAAGAUGUAGAUAAGAAACUUGAUAAAAAUGAUGGUAACCAUGAUACAAAAGGAGUCGAUGAAAUGAAAUAUUAUGGUGGUUGGGGGUCUGGUUGGGAUAGAUACCGCCGUGGUUGGUAUUGCCCCAAUGGUUGUUGUCAAUGGAGCUACUACUAUCAAACCUGUUGGAGGUGCUGCUAUUAUCCUGGUGAACAUGUUGAUGUGCGUACUGAUGCUCAACCUCGCAACUAAACAUGAACAUUGUGCUUAAAGUAUAGGCUAUUGUUAUCUAUAUAAAUAAAACUUCAUGGGACGUGUACUUCAUGAGACGUGUACUUAUCUAGUUAUGCAUGAAAUAAAAGUGAAAAUCUUUCACUGUGCAUUAUUACUAAAGGAAUAAUUAAUGGAUUUGGCAAUCGGCAUGAUUCUCAUUUCAA